GCGUGUGUUUUUAAUGAUGACGCACAGCGUUUGCGGAGCACUGCCUUUGGCAAUCAUCAUCACAAGUGAUGAAACAACAGAAACACUAGUGACUGCCUUCUCCCAGCUGAAAUCAUCCCUACCAGCUGAUGCCUUUUUUAGUGCCACUCCUGAGAAAGGCCCACGUGUCUUCAUGACAGACAACUGUGCCGAGCUAAAGGAUGCUAUCCACCAAGUAUGGCCUGCUGCUACAACUGUUCUCUGCAUCUUUCAUCUGCUUCAGCAGAUCUGGAGGUGGUUGCAUGAUAAGAAUCAUGGCAUACUAUUAAAGGACAGGCCCCAUCUUCUUCUGGGAUUUAAGCGUGCUGUGUAUGCUGAAGAUGAGGAGGAGUUUCAAUCGGAAUAUGAAAGCCUGCUUCAAGAUGAGAUUGCAAUGAAAUACCCCAAUUUCAGCAAAUAUGCCUCUGCUGUGUACGAAGAUUCGGAAUCAUGGGCUUUAUGUUACCGCACAGAACUGCCAUUGCGUGGGAACAACACAAACAAUUUUUGUGAAGCACAAUUUCUGGUGAUCAAAGAUGAGAUAUUGAAUAGACAAAAAGAGGUUAAUGUUGUUGGACUCAUUGACAAACUAACAACUGGGCUUGAAUACCAUUAUAAAAACAAGCUUCUAGCUAUCUCUUCUGGAAAGUUUGAUGGUAUAUACAGUGGACGAUUUUCUGGUUUCUCAAAAAAGGGACAGGAUGGCAUUAGAUUUAAAAAGCCGGCCACAGAAGCUCAGGCCCAUGCAUUGAAAGAACUUGUCUCCCUUGGCAACAAUACCUUCCAGAUGAAGAGCUUCACUGAAGAAGGCAAAAGCUACUUGGUGGACAUGACCUUAGGUGUUUGUCAAUGCAAGAGUGGUAUGAAUGGUGCCCCAUGCAAGCAUCAGUAUGUUUUAUGGGCAAACAAAAUGGCUCAUAGCACCAAUUUCCUACCACUAUUCAGCAAAGAACAGCGGAUGGAAUUUGCAAGAAUUGCCAUUGGUAAUACAAUGUCACUUCAUCACUAUGAGGGCCUUCAUGACAGAGUAGUUGUAAUGCCGGAAAGCAAUGAUCAUGGAUCUGCACAUCAGAUAGAGAAUGAUACCCAGGGCGAAAGUAAUUUUACUGCAAUGCAGCAUAGAAAUGUUCCACAAGAGGCGAUUGCUAAAAGUGAAUGUGAGGCUGCCCUCUCAGAAGUGAUGAGUGCCAUUAAAUCCAAGAUGGAUGAAUCCAACCAAGAUUUCCUGAGAAGCAUUCUUAAAUUUGCUGGCCGAUCAAAAAGUAUGCCAGUGUCAAAACUAACCAGUUCAUUUCAUACCUUUGGUGCAGCUGGAGUCACCCAUUCUCGAGCAACUGCAACAUCAAUUGUUAAGAGAGCAAAGCGGCAAAAGAUAGCUGUGCAGCCAGAGGCUGUAAAACGAAGAAAGUGUGACUCUGGAGGUAGGGCAAAGCAACCUAAAGGACAAACUGUGAAGAGGAAUCCAUUUCAGAAGAAGGCAGGGAGAGUCAAACGACCUCACCAGUUUGCAGAAAACGUUCGCUGUAAUGAGCCAAUGUCAAAGAAAGCAGGCUGAAGUAUGGCAACAAAAACAAGAUGCUAUGAAACAACAUAGA
Dendronephthya gigantea is the source of this 1613-nucleotide messenger RNA. RefSeq lists its product as uncharacterized. Gene Ontology annotation, molecular function: zinc ion binding. Bases 14 to 1573 code for a protein of 519 amino acids. NCBI's taxonomy places the organism in Eukaryota, Metazoa, Cnidaria, Anthozoa, Malacalcyonacea, Nephtheidae. The transcript has 2 exons. The record is from RefSeq and is a predicted model, not a curated record.